CAGUUGUGUGGUCGAAUUCUGGUGAACCUGAUCGGGCAGUAGGACCGGGUUUUUUGGGAAUUUUCUGUGCGUGUGUGUGUGCGGUUGUAUAUGGUGAUCUAGUUCCGAGUGCCACUCUGUUGCUUGCCUGUGAUAACGUUGAACGGUGUGAAGUUUUAAGCAGAGCCAAAUCCAAAAUGAAUGCGAAAUUGACGGCAACGUGGCUACUUCUGGUGGUGUUCACAGUGAACUCCGCCCACGCGCAACUCCAGUGCUAUGUGUGUGACAACUGUCCCGACCCGUUCGAGGGUACCUCCUCCCAGCUGCAGGCCUGUCCACCGUCCGAUUCAACGACCACGACACAGACACCGCCGGGCGGUGAUACAACGAUCCUAACGCCACCACCACUGCCGACGGGCGGAAAUCCAGGUGAAACGACGACGACGGCCGCCGUCACGACCGAAGCUCCACCAACGCCCAGCACACCGGUCAUCACACCACCGCCACUACCGGGUCGCCGAAAGCGCCAGACAGCGACCGGUCAUCGGUGCUUCCGGAUCGAACAUUCAAACACUGUCCGUCGGGGUUGUGCUGCGUUCCUGGGCAAUCAGCCCGAUACCUGCUCGUCCGUUAAUGGUGGAACCGUGCCGGCGGACUGCACACUCUGCGACUGGGAUGGAUGCAAUAGUGCGACCGGACUUCGAGUAUCGCUGUUCGCCCUACUACUAGCCGUCCUACUUUCCGUUGUGCUGAAGCAGUAACACCGAACUUGCAACCCGAACCUACGCGGAAGGUUACUACUCAACAUGCGAGACGCGAAAAGCGAGCUGGGCUCGUCCAAAGACAUUCAAGCUUUACAGAUCCCCGCCACAUGCGCGUAGUGCUAGAGGAGAGCACUAUUAACGCAGCUGAUUCAUCAACGCAGGCCGACUAGGUUAUACGAUUAUAGAUUAGACUGGGAUAUCCAAAGUUGAAUGGUCUGUUGACAAAAUAAAACCGAUAAAACCAUCCCACCACCCCUCUCUCGGGUGGUUAAUUACAGUAA
Anopheles stephensi (Asian malaria mosquito) is the source of this 1024-nucleotide messenger RNA. RefSeq lists its product as uncharacterized. The record is from RefSeq and is a predicted model, not a curated record. The transcript has 3 exons. NCBI's taxonomy places the organism in Eukaryota, Metazoa, Arthropoda, Insecta, Diptera, Culicidae. The coding region runs from base 177 to 740 and encodes 187 amino acids.